GAAGUCGAGAAGUUCGGCAGUCGUACUUUACGUCAAUUUGGACUACUGUACUUGCCACACUAAAUUGUCUUCCAAUGUUAUGGAGAGAAAAGCCAGAACUCAUUUUAUGCAAUGGUCCUGGCACUUGUGUACCUUUAUGUGUCAUAGCAUUUUUAUUUAAAAUCUUAUUUAUUACAGAAAACGUUAUUGUAUUCAUAGAAAGUUUCUGUAGAGUUAAAACUUUCUCGUUAACAGGAAAAAUCUUGUAUUACUUAGCUGAUCAUGUUAUUGUGCGAUGGGCGUACUUAACUAAACCUAUGUAUAGCAGAAGCAUUUGUUUAUAAGUAAAUACUUUCAAUUAUAUUUUAUAUUGUCAUAAUUGUAUACCUGAAAUAAUUUACAGAAAAUGGCUUGCAGUGAUUCUAUGAUAACAGUCUCCUGGGAAUUGUUAACAAAAGAAUUGAAAAAUAUACCUAUUGAAAUAAAACUACACUUGACAUCAAUAAUCAACAUACUACAAACAUCUGACAAACAAUUAACUUCAGAAAAGUGGAUAAAUGCUUCAAUAACAAGAGUGGAAGCUUGUUUAGACCGCACAUGGGAGGUAUUGAAUUCAGGCUACUGGAAAGAUGUCUCAAUAGAAUACAGAUAUUGUUAUUCUCUAUGUGUUAUUGUAAAGGCUGUAUUAUUAGAACUUCAGUAUAAAAUAAAUGCUGAAAGUUGUGCUGAUAAAGAGAAGAAAAAGACUGUAUUGAAGAAUAUUAUUAACCAAAUUGAUAGAGGCAUUUUGUUAGGCGCACCUCUUCCCAGUAUGCCAAAUUUAUUAACAGCUAUUGCCACGAAGUUAAAUAACUGUUAUGCUGAAGAAUCUGAUACUAUAAAUAUAGAAGAUAUUUCAAUUAAUCAUGAAAGGACUGACUACUUAAUUUCUAAUUGCCCGGAUAGAUAUUUUGAAAAACCUUCAAUGCAAACAUUUUACAAUAAAAUUUUUAUGCCAAAGUUACCAGCUGUAUUAACAGAGUGUAUAACUCACUGGAAAGCGUUAACAUUAUGGAAGAAUUCUAAUUAUUUGAAUAAAGUUGCGGGAUCUCGGACAGUACCUAUUGAAAUUGGAUCCCGUUAUACUGAAGAAGAUUGGACACAGAAUCUUGUUAAUUUUUCUGAAUUUUUACAAAAGCACGUUAUUGCAAGUAACAGUGAAGUUGGGUAUUUAGCACAACAUCAAUUAUUCGAACAGAUACCAGAAUUGAAAGAGGAUUUUGAAGUACCAGAGUAUUGUUGCUUUUCGGAUAGCGAAGAGAAUGAUGCAGAAUCAUCAGAAGUUGAUAUAAACGCUUGGUUUGGACCCGCUAAUACAGUGUCGCCUUUGCAUUUUGAUCCAAAAAACAAUCUGCUUUCUCAGGUAUUUGGUUACAAAAGAGUUAUCUUGUAUUCUCCAACCGAAACUGAUAAGUUAUAUCCUUAUGACAGUAGAUUACUUAACAAUACUGCGCAAGUAGAUCCUAUAAGGCCAGAUUACGACAAGUGGCCGAAUUUUCGUGAAGCCAAUGGCAUGACGGUUUACUUAAAGCCCGGAGAAAUGUUGUAUAUUCCACCAAAAUGGUGGCAUCAUGUAACCGCUCUUACUCCGAGUUUUUCGAUCAGUUUCUGGUGGAAUUAAUGUUUAUUUUGAAUAUAAAUAUGCAAUACAAUUUACAAAUGGAUUAAAUAAAAAUUGUUUGUUAAAGUUA
Molecule: messenger RNA, 1709 nt
Organism: Solenopsis invicta (red fire ant)
Lineage: Eukaryota; Metazoa; Arthropoda; Insecta; Hymenoptera; Formicidae
Gene: JMJD5
Product: bifunctional peptidase and arginyl-hydroxylase JMJD5
Exons: 7
Coding region: 386-1639 (417 amino acids)
Cellular component (GO): nucleus
Molecular function (GO): histone H3K36 demethylase activity
Source: RefSeq, a predicted model, not a curated record